ACAUUGAAACGCUUAGCCUGGUAGCUUAAGUAACGUUGCGGUUAGCUACUAGCAAACCGAGUAGCUGUGUAGUAGUAGCCGUGUAGUAGUAGUAGCCGUGUGUUUAGAACCCUGUUUAGGCCUUUGGUCAAUAGUAUUAAAACGUUAUCGAGAACGAACACUUAAAACAUUUACCCGGUUUUCCUCGGCUACUGCUCUUCGUGGUUUCGUAGACAAUAGUGCAAACUGUUGUUUCGAGCCCAAAAACCUCAAAGUACCCGAGGAAAGAUGGAGGCGCCACCUGUUACUGUAAUGCCUGUCACUGGGGGCACAAUUAACAUGAUGGAGUAUCUGUUACAAGGGAGUGUGUUAGACCAGGCCCUGGAAAGCCUCUUGCAUCGCCUUCGAGGUCUGUGCGACAACAUGGAACCUGAGACUUUUACCGAUCAUGAGUUGGUUUACCUUCUCAAAGGCCAGCAAGGAAACCCCUUCAUUUUGCGUGCCCGCCGUUCCCUCUCCCACCCAACUGCUCCAUGGCACCUACGCUACCUUGGUCAAUCUGAAGUGGGAGACAAGAGUCGCCACGCUUUGGUACGCAACUGCGUUGAUGUUGCUGCCUCUCACAGCCUUCCGGAGUUCCUCAAUGAGAUGGGCUUCCGCAUGGACCAUGAGUUUGUCAGCAAUGGACACAUAUUUCGUAAAGGUGCAAUGAAAAUUGUGGUCAGCAAGCUGUCACGCAUACUUGUACCAGGGAAUACAGAAAACACUGAGCAUCUAUCACUUUCAUACCUGGUGGAGCUGAGUGUGUUGGCUCCUGCAGGACAAGACACUGUGUCAGAGGACAUGCGCAGCUUUGCUGAACAACUCAAACCCCUGGUUCACUUGGAAAAGAUUGACCCUAGCAAACAGAGACAUUAGCCAGUUUUCCACAAAAAGGAACUCUCUCCGGGUGACUGGGAACCUUGGGAGGGACUCCAUGAGUUUCCACCAGAGGAACUAGGUCUAAGUCAACUUCUGAGGGAAUUAUUUCACUCUCAAAAAAGUUCCUUCUCAGGGCAGUAUGUUUUGAAAAUUCAGUAACAUUGGUGUUGGGGCUUGCAGCAUUGAACACAACUGAUUGGGCAAGCAGCCUCCUGCCACUAUUUUAUUUAACUGCCUGAUCAGCUAUAGCUGAUGUUAUAGAGAGGGAGGUUGUUGUCAAGUGGGAUAGUUUAUGAAUAAAAGAGGUUGGGGGGACUAAACAAAGUGGUGAGUUAGAGGAAUAAAAUAUUUUCUUUUUGUAUUGUUUCACAAUGCUUAUGUUCUAAAGCAAAAUUAAACAUGGUCACACUUUUAUGAAGAAAAA
Molecule: messenger RNA, 1324 nt
Organism: Oreochromis aureus
Lineage: Eukaryota; Metazoa; Chordata; Actinopteri; Cichliformes; Cichlidae
Gene: med18
Product: mediator of RNA polymerase II transcription, subunit 18 homolog (yeast)
Exons: 3
Coding region: 268-897 (209 amino acids)
Biological process (GO): termination of RNA polymerase II transcription; regulation of transcription by RNA polymerase II
Cellular component (GO): core mediator complex; mediator complex
Molecular function (GO): transcription coregulator activity
Source: RefSeq, a predicted model, not a curated record